AGCGAGCCGCAGAGCAGGACAGAGACGACGGAGGAAGAGCCGCAUCACAACAGAACCUCCGAGAACUCGCACAGAGGAGCAGCGACAGCACUCCGCUAUCAACUCAGUUAUUUUAAGCUCGGGCGCGUGCAAAGACAAAAAAAGAAGUAGAAAAUCCGCAUGAGGAUUUGCUGUUGUGACAGUUUUCAGCUGCUCCCGGUUCGGAGCAAAUAAGUGCGCGUCGCUCUCCGUGCUCCUUGGCUUCGUUUCCACCUGGAGUUGCAUGACUUGAAGAGUUGGCUACACUUCACCGGCGACAUGAGAGAGCCGGUAUACCGUGUUUGUCUAUUAACUUUUGAGGUGCAUGUAGCGUGUUGGAGGCUGGCUGCGAGGCGGUCCAAAGUGCGUAGGCUGCGGGCUCGCGCUGGUCGGCAGCACCGAUCACAUCAAACAGCUCAAAUAGAGGUGAUUCCGUGUAAAAUCUGUGGGGACAAAUCUUCAGGGAUUCACUAUGGUGUCAUCACCUGUGAAGGCUGCAAGGGUUUCUUCCGACGCAGCCAGCAGAACAAUGCUCUGUAUUCCUGCUCGCGACAGAGGAACUGUUUAAUUGACCGGACCAACCGUAACCGUUGCCAGCACUGCAGGCUGCAGAAGUGUCUCGCUCUGGGCAUGAGCCGCGAUGCGGUCAAGUUUGGUCGAAUGUCCAAAAAGCAGCGCGACAGCCUGUACGCAGAGGUCCAGAAGCACCAGCAGGCCCAGGAGUGCGCGGAGCUCGGUGUCCGCGAGCGCGAGGAAGUCGACCUGGCCGACCACACGAGAAGCUCCACCGCCACGCUCGGCGACCUGGACGACAUCGGCAUGCUGCCGGAAGGCCUGCUUUUCGACCUGCCGCUCACCCCCGAGGACGCAGGCGGAGACGACUGUAACCUGGACAUGCUGGGCGGCAGCGCGGGCAGCACCUCCUCCUCUCAGAGCUCACCAGAACAGACCAACUUGGACUUUGUAGACGGCAACCACAGCAUCAAGCACGAGUACCAGCUGUUGCACGACUCUGGACUCUUCUCACAUGCUAUCCUCGACCCGCUGCCCGAGGGCUGCUCCCUGCUUGAGAUAGAGCGUAUAACUCAGAGUGUGCUGAAGUCCCAUAUUGAGACGAGCCAGUACAGCACAGAGGAGCUGAAGAGAAUGGCGUGGACCUUGUAUAGCCAAGAAGAGACACGCUCAUACCAGACCAAGUCAGCUGAGGCGAUGUGGCAACAAUGUGCCAUUCAAAUCACCAACGCGAUCCAGUACGUGGUCGAGUUUGCCAAGCGCAUCUCUGGCUUCAUGGACCUCUGUCAGAACGAUCAGAUCAUCCUCCUCAAAGCGGGCUGCAUGGAUGUUCUUCUGAUCCGUAUGUGUCGGGCCUAUAACCCCAUCAACAAUACGAUGCUCUUUGACGGAAAGUUUACAACUGCUCAUCUUUUCAAAGCGCUUGGCUGUGACGACUUGGUGAAUGCAGUGUUCGACUUGACCAAAAGCCUGAGCCGGGUACAGAUGUCCGAGGAAGAGAUGGCUCUCUUCAGUGCUGCUGUGCUGCUCUCACCAGACCGACUCUGGCUGACAGAUGUUCAGAAGAUACAGAAGUUGCAGGAGAAGGUCUAUGUGGCUCUGCAGCGCUGCCUACAGAAAGAGGGAGCAUCAGAAGAGAAGCAAGCUAAGAUGGUGUCUAAGCUUCCCAUCAUGAAGUCCAUUUGCAACCUUCACAUCGACAAACUGGAGUUUUUCCGUCUGGCUCACCCUGAGACCGCGUACACCUUCCCGCCUCUGUAUCGGGAGGUUUUUGGCAGUGAAAUCACGUUCCCAGACUCCACAGAAGGCUAGGACCGCCGAGCUAAAUAGAGGGAUUUAAAUGGAGACAUUGAGGUGGAGGGGAGGGGAGAUACAAAUGUGGCAUCCGGCUGAGGCAAAACCAACCAGCAGCUCAAUGACAAUCCUGCACGCUACACUUUAGGACACACUCCUCUCACCGAUGAGCUCCCGACGCUGAGGAGGAGCUCCCACCGCCCUACAGCCCAUUCAGCUUCACCGUAACACGGCAGGAACAGCUGCUGGCAACUCAGUACAUGUUACCUCUUUUUUAUUUUUUUUAGGGACUUAUUAAAGAGUAGCCCACAUCAUUUGUGUUCUCAAAAAAAAACUCUUAUGAGAUGACCUUAAACUUAUCUCAUAAAGCUGAAUUUGACUUUCGCCGUUCUCAAAGUUCCUGCAAGCUAUUGUUGAAUGUAUCCCCUUUCUCCCGUUGCCGACUCAGCACAGCUCUUGGCUGGAAAUAGAAUGUCCAUACUUAAAGUCCUCACCUACUCGCCGGAGGUUCGCAGCAUCGACGCCGGUUUCAGUUCUCUCGUCUCGUAGCGGCUUGUGAAUUCCAUUCGAUAUUUUCGGCAGCGCCCAUAUUUUUCAGUUUUGUAAUGUAUGAACAAACUGUUUAAAGGGACUACGAUCAAACUCACAAAGAGACGGGUUUUUUAGGGCAAACACUCCGACACUCUUGCAUACAGAGCACAAGACAGCACUUAAACUGAUCUUAUAGGUAUUUUUAGAGAGAGAGCUCUUUUUUCUUUUCUUUUAUGCAAUCAGUGACCUCAGCCCUAAAUACCAUUUCCCUUUGAAAUUGCCACCUGGAGAGUGAAAUAAUCACAGAGGUAUUUUUAAAGUAUUUUCAGAUGCUCCUUUUAUAUAUAAAAUAAAUAAUAACUAUAUAAUCACGUA
Messenger RNA from Pseudoliparis swirei, 2730 nucleotides. It is a transcript of the gene rorca, whose product is annotated as RAR-related orphan receptor C a. The record is from RefSeq and is a predicted model, not a curated record. NCBI's taxonomy places the organism in Eukaryota, Metazoa, Chordata, Actinopteri, Perciformes, Liparidae. Gene Ontology annotation, cellular component: nucleus. The transcript has 11 exons. Gene Ontology annotation, biological process: regulation of transcription by RNA polymerase II. Gene Ontology annotation, molecular function: RNA polymerase II cis-regulatory region sequence-specific DNA binding; zinc ion binding; nuclear receptor activity. Bases 298 to 1842 code for a protein of 514 amino acids.